Pelmatolapia mariae (spotted tilapia) is the source of this 3681-nucleotide messenger RNA. RefSeq names its product family with sequence similarity 53 member C (gene fam53c). The record is from RefSeq and is a predicted model, not a curated record. The transcript is spliced from 4 exons. Lineage: Eukaryota; Metazoa; Chordata; Actinopteri; Cichliformes; Cichlidae. Gene Ontology annotation, biological process: protein import into nucleus. Gene Ontology annotation, cellular component: nucleus. Bases 99 to 1400 code for a protein of 433 amino acids.
AGCAGACUCUGGAAGGCGACCCUGCUCAGCCGGGGGACUUCUACCUGUCCCUGCUGGACCCAAAAACCCUCGCAGAGUGCUGGCCCCCAGAUGGCUUGAUGCCUGAGAGCAGCUACUGGCAGCUCUGCCCUCCCUCCAAGUCCGGCCUGCAGGGGGGGUUGCUGAGCUCUAGUUUCCCGCCCGGCCCCUCGGCGCUGGUUCCGCCUGAUGCUCACCUGCAGGAGGGCGGCGACCCCCUGGACGGGGCCCCUUCUCAGCCGCCGUCGCAGCACCGCCCCCUGGCGCCCAGCACCUCAGCGUCCGAGCUGUCCCUCCCCGGAGCGGCGGUGCCCCCUCCAGGCCCUGGACCCCCACCACCCCCUCCUCCACCACCCAAACGACACUGCCGCUCGCUGUCGGUGCCCGAGGACCUGUCGCGCUGCCGCUACACGUGGCGGCCCAGCGCCUCGCGGGUCUGGACGCCCGUCAGCCGUCAGCAGUGCCACGGGGGAGCGGGGGGAGGGGUCACGGGAGGGGGUAUAGGGGUGGGAGCGGCGGGGGGCGGAGCCUGUCCUCUCCGCGCCCCCAGCUCCUCCCUGAACUCGUCGCUGCACUCCUCGUCCAGCCCCACCUUUUUUAGCCUCGCGCUGUCGCCGGACUCGCCGCUACCGUGGAGCUUCCCCUGGGACCCCAGUGAGGCGGCGGCAGGGGGAGGAGCCUGCUGUUGCUUCUUCCCCUCCCCUUCCUCUUGCUCCUCCUCUCCCUCCCCGCUUCACCCGCCCCCGCCUCCUCAGCGGCGUUUCUCCCUCUCCCCGGUGCUCAUCAGAGACUCGGCUGCCUCCACCUUCCUGCCCCCGCCUCCAGUGCCCAGCCAAGCGGCGGCGGCGCCUCCACCUGGCUGCGUCACAUUGGCAGGCGGCGUGACCGCGGGCGGCCCUGUUCCCGCCUCGCCCUCGUCGGCCUGCAGCACACCGUCGUCUGUGCGCCGCAGCCUUCCGCCGCAGCUACCGCGCUGCCACUCGCAGCCAUGUGACCUGCUGCUCCUCAAACCGGGUCUGAAGAGACGCCGCGACCCCGACAGGCCCUGCGCCCGGCCCGUCCUCGACUUCACCAAGAUGACACAGACGCGCAGCAUCGACCCGCAGUGUCUGGAGCGCGGCGGCGGCAGGCUGGCCUGCGGCGGCGACCUCUGCAUGGGCAUGGAGCCCUUCAUGGGCGACUUCCGGGGCUCCUGCUCGCCGGCCGAGUGCCUGGGCAGGACCAGCAUCGGGCCGCUGAGCGAGAGCGACGAGGAGUGCCGCGAGGACCAGGACGAGGACGACGAAGGAGAGGAGGAAGCAGACGAGCGUGAGGCGGCGCAGCAGGCGGUGUUCGAGCGGGACUGUACAGAGCUGGACUUGAACUUAAUAGAAGAAAACUGACGUAUUUGUAAAUGAAGGCUGUUCUGUGUUCUUUAGUUUUAUUUUGAAAUUAUCUAAACCCCCCCAUCCCCACUUCCUGGACCGCCACCAUCUCAACACUCGGCACCUCCUUGCCACCAAUCAGCAAGGCUCUCAGGAACAACACCUUCUCUCAUUGGACGAGCUGAUUGACACGACAGUGAUGAUGUGGCUGCCGCCGUUAAACGCUCACCCGGAGUCUGAGGCGCGGUCGCCCGACGCCGUCAGGCCUCUGAGGCACAGAGUUUCCUUGCCUCAGGCCUUCGAGCGCCACGCCGCAGCGGCGUCCUGAAACAGCAUCACCACGCCGACCUCGCCGACCCAAACCAGAACAGAACCCCGAGCUCGUCUUCCUGAAACUUUCGAGUACGAAACGUGUCGGGUGACGUUCAGGAAACUAAAAUAUGGAUCAGGUACCGAGGAGAAACAUUUAGUCUGAGGGGUCUCGGGGUUAAAGGUUAAACUUCGCACUGUAGUGUUCAGCGCCACAGAGGGAGGGGUCAUCACUUCCAUCACACGAAAAAGACAAAGAACCAGAAUAAAACCCGAAUACGUUUGUAAAUAUAUUCAGAGUUCCAGCGACUCUCCAGGAGAGCUGUGGUAACGCUGCUCUGCUGCAGCACGCACAGGUGAGGCUUAGCAUGAAAACAUCGUCAAGGUCAGAAUAAACAAACCUGACUGGAGUUCAGCCUGCUCUGACCUCUGACCUUAGAGAAGAACAGGACGUAGACUGAGCGAUAUUUCAUCUGUUCUGCUUCAGGUCCGUUGUAAACGCAGGUCGGCGUUUACAACGCCGUCCCGUUUCACAGAGGCGACUGGUGCUCAGCGACUCUGUGCUCGUUCCUGAGGCGCCGCCGUUUACUUUAGAAAAGGUUUAAAUGGAUCCAAACACUCAUGGAGUCACUGAUUCAAUCGAGCGUGAUCGCUUCAUCAUGAAAUCUGAUGUCAUACACACACCUGUCCCGUCUCGUGACCUCGGCGUGGUGAUGCGUUCGGGCUCCCGGCGGCCGUGCUGAGCGCCGGCAGCCACUGAUGCUGUUGUUCACCUGAGUGUUCACAGAUUCCUGCUGCACACACCUGUCCCCAAAACCACUCCCCGUGUGUGUGUGUGUGUAUGAGUGUGUAUCCAUAUCUUUGUGGGGACCGUGCCCUCGACUUUGGAGACAUGUUUGAGACUCAGAAUGUGGUUUUAGUGUCAGGGUUACAGUUCGGCUAUGGUUAGGGUAAGCAUUAUGUCAAUUAUAUGUCCCCACAAGCAUAUGAAAACCCGUGUGUGUGUGUGUGUGUGUGUUCUGGCACUGACGUCACAGUCCUGGUGGUCAUGUGACUUGUAUCCAUACAGUUUAAAGUUUCGGGCGAACGAGUUGAAGAAAGCGAGCUCGAUCCACAUGAAGGAGUGGACACGAGCUGAUGCGAACAAACGUCGGCGUAAUGACAAACACUUUGACACACUAGGCUAACGCGGAGGGGGUGGGGCUUAUAACCUACUCGGGGCCAUAGACUCCCAGCUCACCUGUGUAAAUUAUUAAUAUUAUUAGGGGCCUCUUUGACCGACAGGUGCUGACAUGCUGUGUGGGUAAUUGUACUAACAGACCAUCCAAGAAGCCUGAGCUCCAUGAUUUUGAGGAAGUUAUCAGGACAAAGUACAAGUCUCUAAUAUUUGGAGAGCACGUUGCCUCUUUUCCUUCUGUGUUACUGCUGGACUUUAUGAAGGUUUGUCCCAGCAGGUGUAACUGUUGGUGUACCAGUCGCACACGGUUGGUUUUCAAUUCAAUUCAAUUUUAUUUACACAGCGCCAAAUCACAACAACAGUCGCAUCAAGCUGCUUUAUAUUGUACAGUAGACCCUACAAUAAUAGAUACAGAGAAAAACCCAACAAUCAUAUGACCCCCUAUGAGCAAGCACUUUGGUGAUAGUGGGAAGGAAAAACUCCCUUUUAACAGGAAGAAACCUCCGGCAGAACCAGGCUCAGGGAGGGGCGGGGCCAUCUGCUGUGAUUGGUUGGGGUGAGAGAAGGAAGACGGGAUAAAGACAUGCUGUGGAAGAGAGACAGAGAUUAAUAACAGAUAUGAUUCAAUGCAGAGAGGUCUAUUAACACAUAGUGAGUGAAGAAGAAACAUCCAGUGCAUCAUGGGAAUCCCUGGCAGCCUACACCUAUUGCAGCAUAACUAAGGGAGGAUUCAGGGUCACCUGGUCCAGCCCUAACUAUAUGCUUUAGCAAAAAGGAAAGUUUGAAGCCUAAUCUUAAAAGUAGAGAUAGUGU